UACCGCUCAGAAGGAUGAGUGUCCAAUCGGCCCUCUUACCAUUACUGGUCUUAGGACUUAUGACGAGCUCAGUGCGCUGCGCUCCGGUGCCCGGUGGGCAGAGCGGCCCCGUGGAGCGGCGCUGGGAGACUCUCUACUCGCGCUCUCUGGCCCGAAUCCCCGGGGAAAAGAGAGAUACCAGCCGGGACAGUGAUUAUCUCACGGGCAUUAAAAGACUGCGACGUCUCUACUGCAAUGUUGGCAUUGGGUUUCAUCUCCAAGUAUUACCGGAUGGUAGAAUUACCGGCGUGCACAACGAAAACCGCUACAGUCUUCUUGAGAUAUCUCCGGUGGAGAGGGGAGUUGUGACACUGUUUGGCGUCCGGAGCGGGCUAUUCGUGGCCAUGAACAGCAAAGGGAAGCUUUACGGAUCUGGGCAGUUCAAAGAUGAAUGCAAGUUCAGAGAAAACCUCCUUGCGAAUAACUACAAUGCGUACGAAUCGCUGGCACAUCCCGGGAUGUACAUCGCUCUAAGUAAGACUGGCAAAACAAAAAAAGGAAAUCGAGUAUCAACAUCCAUGACGAUGACACAUUUCUUGCCGAGAAUUUGAGCUCAUCUGGAGGGGCGGAGGAACGACGAUGCACUUUCUACAAAAGUUACGUGUGAGGUUAAGUGUAUCGUGUCAUGUAUGUAUAUAUUAGACUAUUUAUAACUGUCGAUUUUAUAUUUCAUCACAACGUCCUCUUUCCGAGGUGGAAGACAACAUUUAAUUUAUUUGUUAUUUGUUAAUUUAUCCUCAUUGCUGCUACCACGUGUUCAUACAAUUGAAAU
Pimephales promelas (fathead minnow) is the source of this 811-nucleotide messenger RNA. It is a transcript of the gene fgf4, whose product is annotated as fibroblast growth factor 4. The record is from RefSeq and is a predicted model, not a curated record. Gene Ontology annotation, molecular function: growth factor activity. NCBI's taxonomy places the organism in Eukaryota, Metazoa, Chordata, Actinopteri, Cypriniformes, Leuciscidae.